AUGGAAUUCGCGCCUGCUGAUAAGCGUCGUGUCUAUCUGGCCUGCCGCGCCAUCUUCACGGGUGACAAAGCGCAGCUGCGACAGCAGAAGAAAGUGCGUGAGGAACUCGAGAAAACACCUCGACUCUUGCGACCACUGAGGGACCUCGGAACAGACAGAGUGGUCGAUAUACUCCGGCAUCUACUGAAACGGCGAAUUUUCGAGUCAGAGCUCAAAAUAAAAGUCGAGUUUCCAGAGUUAUUCAACUCAUCGGCCGAGCAGGAAGCGCAUCGCGAGGCAUCGGAAAUUGAUGCCGCACGCUCAACGGCCAAGGCCCUCCAAGACAUUGCCAGUGAGGAUGAGGGGCAUACAGACACGGGUGACGAAGCAGUGAAUGGGCAUCAGCUUGACGGCAAUGGCGAGACUACACUUGGGACAGCGGCCGUCCACGUCGUCAACCUGCUUCCAACCGAAUCCAAUGCCAACAACGAGUCUCCGCACACACGAUUCUGCAAGUAUCUCAAGCUGGGAGAUGAGGCUCGAAAGGACUACUUAUUGCAUCUCGUAGCCUUUGGGAGUAUUGCCUGGGUUCAUAAACACCAUGUCCACCCGUCGACAUUUCUGGUUCUCCGCUCGACGAUUGGGAGCCGUCGUCAGAUUCGUACAGACCCAUUGGAACCUCCUCUGCUGUCGAUUGGAAAGUAUCGGGUGGCAGUACCGAGUUUUAACGGCUCGUGCAAGCAGCGACGAGCAUCAAUUCCCAGUCAAGAAACAAUAGAUCGCCACAUUUUACGACAACCGCCGCGCAAGAAGCAAAAGUACCGUCACCCACAUCAACCACCGCCGGCCUUCUGGGACAACCUUUCCGAGGUCCCCCUGACUGGGCGCGCGUUAGAAGAACUAAAUCGAAGGAACACUACGAGUUUGUCACAAACGCCAGCUAGCUGCCCAGCUCCUCGACGCUUGGCUGCCAAGUUGACGCCGCAGCCUGCGGUCGAGUAUCUCGGUCAGUCUACGCCAUCGCAACUGAAGCAGAUCAAGCGCUUUUCGCGAGAGGGCGGGCCCGAUCUGUCGAACCUAAGAGGGUUUAGCGAGGCUAGCGUCUCAUCCGAACGUCAAGUAAUGAGCUCCAGCCAGUCCAGCCUCGGUCAGCGCCAACGAGCCUCGGCGUCGCCCUCAAAUAACAGUACCAGUACCAGCACGCACAACACGACGACUACUAAGAGUACCAGCCCGUACGAUCCUGCUUUCCAACAGCAUCUAAUUGAUUAUGGCAUCUAUCCUGACGGUUACGAGUACCCAGGCGACCGAGGCGCCCCACCACAGCCUACCAACAUGGAUGAAAUCUUACAAGCUCUUGCUCGCCCAAGGCCCUCUUUAUCGCCAUUUCGAUUCUCAGACGAGGAAUUCAGGAGGUUCAAACGGGCGGACGCGCAUGCUGCUAAUGAGUGGCAGAUUACUUCGACAGUGAUUCCCAUUCUAGAGGGCGACGUCCGCGACACCAAGUGGGUCUUCGGACAGGUACCAUUCACGAACCUCGACCAUCUGACCGACGGCUCUCUCGUCCCGGCAAAUCCAGAUCGCUACUACGGCGCCCGCCCCGAGCAGCUAGACCGACAGGUGCGCGCCGAACUUCACGGCUCGAUAACCCCAUCGACCCAGCAUGACCUCCCCAUCGUCCCCAACUUCUUCCUGGGCGCUAAAGGACCGGAGGGUUCACCUGCCGUGGCCAAGCGUCAAGCAAGUUAUGACGGUGCUUUGGGGGCGAGAGCUAUGCUCAGUCUCCAGUCUUAUAAGGCAAGCGUGCCUAUAUAUGACAACUCGGCCUUUACUAUCACAUCAACGUAUCUUGAUGGAGCGCUCAAGAUGUACACCAGUCAUCCUGUCGAGCCAACGACUGGCGCGGCGCCUGAUUACGUCACGACGCAGAUAAAUUCGUGGAGUUUGACUGGAAACCCAUCUUCGUUUCGUACCGGUGCUUCGGCGUAUCGGAAUGCAAGGGACUGGGCUAAAUUGCAACGCGACGAGGCCAUCAAGCGGGCUAAUGCGAGAGUAACUAGGGCUGGGGUCGCGGAAAUAUCCUGA
This is a messenger RNA of Anthostomella pinea, 2064 nucleotides long. NCBI's taxonomy places the organism in Eukaryota, Fungi, Ascomycota, Sordariomycetes, Xylariales, Xylariaceae. The record is from the annotation of a GenBank genome assembly.